Molecule: messenger RNA, 2755 nt
Organism: Nematolebias whitei (Rio pearlfish)
Lineage: Eukaryota; Metazoa; Chordata; Actinopteri; Cyprinodontiformes; Rivulidae
Gene: adam11
Product: ADAM metallopeptidase domain 11
Exons: 26
Coding region: 1-2457 (818 amino acids)
Biological process (GO): proteolysis
Molecular function (GO): metalloendopeptidase activity
Source: RefSeq, a predicted model, not a curated record
AUGUGUAGCAGAUUAACUUUGGAUCCUCGCCGUCAUCUCUGCUGUGCGUUUUUUGAUCUUUUACCUCCUCUCCACCUGUCGGGUUCCUGCGCUUCUCCAUGCUGUAAUCCGAGGGAAUAUGUGAGGAUCAUGCUGGCGGUGUGGUGCUUCAUGGUCUUUGCUGCAGUGGGUGAGAGGCUUGCAGUCUCAGGUGCAAAUGGAGGCAUGUGGGACUGGUUUGCCCCCUCGGGCCGGCAGGAUGGUUGGGAAACUGCAACUGAGAUUACGUUUCCAAAACGGCUGGUGCAGCAAAUCCAGUCAGAGGAGGAAAUGGCUCACGACUUCCUAAAUACCCGGGCGAGGAACAGCAGUGGGGACAGCUUGCCUGUUCACUUGGCCCAGAGCUGUUUUCAGGUAGAAGCCUUUGGACGCACCUUCACUCUUGACCUGGAACUAAACCACCACCUGCUGUCGUCAGGAUACGCGGAGCGACACUUUAACCAUAACGGCAGACCCUUACAGUCUAUGGGAGGGGAGCACUGCUACUACCAAGGAAGGCUAAGAGGUUUACCCGAGUCCUGGGCAGCUGUCUCCACCUGCCGCGGCCUGUGUGGGAUGUUCUCAGAUGGUUUCUUCUCUUAUGGAAUUGAGCCAGUUCACAAUGACAGCAACCAGGAUGAUGGUGCUCACCUAAUACGCAGGAUGCCUGAUAUUAGACUUUCUCCGUACUGCCCAGACUGUGCAAAGGACGGUGAGCAGGACAGCAGUGGAAGUGAUGGUGACCACAUGAGACCAAACCAAACGAGCGAUCAGCACGCUGCUGCGCUGCUGAGAAGAUCCAAGAGGUUUGUCAGGAAACCUUCCGUCCAGACUGAGACCAAAUAUAUUGAACUGAUGGUGGUCAAUGACAAUGAUUUGUUUGUACAGCUGCGUCGCUCCAGCAGCCAAACCAAGAACUUUGCCAAAGCUGUGGUCAACACGGCAGAUACGAUCUUCAAGGAGCAGCUGAAUAUGAGGAUCGUGCUGGUUGCUAUGGAAACCUGGACCUCUGAAAACAUGAUGCCGGUCGUGGAGGACCCGCUGGCAACGCUGCAGAACUUCAUGAAAUACAGGAAGGACAGCAUCAGGGAGCAGAGCGACGUUGUCCAUCUUUUCUCAGGGCGCACAUUUCACAGUAGCCGCAGUGGAACAGCCUACACGGGAGGGGUGUGUUCUCAAACUAGAGGAGGAGGAAUUAAUGAGUAUGGAAGUGUUGGAGCCAUGGCCAUCACUUUGUGUCAGAGUCUUGGUCAGAACAUCGGGAUGAGGUGGAACAACGCUCGAGCCUCCGCAGGUGACUGCAGGUGCCCUGACGCCUGGGUGGGCUGCAUCAUGGAAGACACCGGCUUCUAUCUGCCCAGAAAGUUUUCUCGCUGCAGUGUUGACGAGUACAUCCAGUUCCUGCUCCAGGGGGGUGGGAGCUGCCUCUUCAACAAGCCCAAUAAGCUGCUGGACCCUCCAGAGUGUGGGAAUGGUUUUGUGGAGCCAGGAGAAGAGUGCGACUGUGGGUCCCAGGUGGAGUGUGCCCGCAGUGGAGGAACCUGCUGUAAAAAGUGCACCCUUACCCAUGAUGCCAUGUGCAGUAAUGGACUCUGCUGCAGUGACUGUAAGUACGAACAGCGAGGUGUUGUGUGUCGAGAGGCCGUCAACGACUGUGAUAUCCCUGAAACCUGCGCAGGAGACUCCAGCCAGUGCCCUCAUAAUGUCCACAAGCUGGAUGGUUACGUGUGUGAUAACAGCCAGGGACGCUGUUACAGCGGACGGUGCAGGACGCGUGACGGACAGUGCAAAGGACUCUGGGGCUUCAACUCAGCAGACAGGUUUUGUUAUGAGAAGCUGAACGCUGAAGGGACAGAGAAAGGAAACUGUGGUCGGGCUCCAGAAGGGAAAGGCUGGCUGCAGUGCAACAAGCCGGAUGUAUUAUGCGGCUUCCUGUUUUGUGCCAACGUCACAAUGAAGCCAAAGUUUGGUGACCUGCAGGGCGAGGUGACCAGCUUUACCCUCUAUCAUCAGAACAAGUACCUGGACUGCAGAGGUGGUCACGCUCUGCUGGAGGACGGUUCAGACAUGGGCUACGUGGAGGACGGCACUCCCUGCGGCCCCAACAUGAUGUGUUUGGAAAGACGCUGCCUCCCCGUCGCAGCGUUCAACCUCAGCACGUGCCCGGGGUCAAACUUUGGACAUAUUUGCUCUGACCACGGGACGUGCAGUAACGAGGUGAAGUGCAUCUGUGACAGGGACUACACGGGGAAGGACUGCAGCGUGUUUGACCCCAUCCCCGAACCCACCGUCCCGACGGGUCCAGAGAAAAAAGGUCCCAGUGGCACCAAUAUCAUUAUAGGGUCCAUCGCAGGUGCUAUUCUCCUGGCAGCUAUAGUCCUAGGGGGAACAGGAUGGGGAUUUAAGAACAUUCGAAGAGGAAGAUCUGGAGGAGGAUAAGAUCUGUCUCUGUCUGUCUGUCUCCUGUCCACUCGUCUUCCUCCUAGCACUGUCGUUUCCACGUUGAAGGAGAGGGGAAUAAAAAAAAGUCUUCCAUUUCCGUCCUCAAAUCUCUCCGAACCUCUUCAGACAUCGUCAUUUCCUCCACGCUCCUGUCUGCUCCUUCCGUUUGUCCUCCUCUGAGAGCUCCGCCUUCUUUUGGGGGUCUGCGGGGGCUCGUCGCACCAUACCAGCCGACUCGCUCUCGCACAGCUGCUGCCAGUGCACAGCUGAUUGUGUCCAGGCUGCACCUAAAGCC